AAAAAAAAAAAAAAGGCGCGUGCGAGAUGAUGUCUUCGCUUAUGACGUCAACUGAGCUUGCGCGUUCAGAGUCUAGACAGGAGGCGGGGCUCUCGGUAUAAAACCGGGGCGGCAAUAAGCGAGCUGGAGACAUCCAGAGAGAGACAUAAGAGCCAUGGAGAGCCCGAGGAGCGCUCCUAAACAACAGCCGACUAGUAACGACAGGAUGUGCGAGCUUAACAAACCGAGCGAGCCGCGGCGGAGGAAAGAGGAGCAGCCGGCCAACAACAGCACCGAGUUCUCGCGCAUCAUCACGGAUCCCGUCACUGGGAAAUGUUACUGCCGCGGGAAAGUUCUCGGAAAGGGAGGGUUUGCCAAGUGCUACGAGUUGACCGACCUGGCCGCCGGGAAGGUGUACGCGGCCAAAAUCAUCCCGCACGCGCGCGUCGCCAAACCGCACCAGCGCGAGAAGAUUAACAGGGAGAUCGAGUUGCACAGAGGACUGAGCCACAGGCACAUCGUGCAUUUCUAUCACCAUUUUGAGGAUAAGGAUAAUAUCUAUAUCUUACUGGAGUACUGCAGCAGAAGAUCACUAGCACACAUUCUGAAGGCACGCAAAGUUCUAACAGAGCCGGAGGUGAGGUACUACCUGAGGCAAACUGUGUCAGCGCUGAAAUAUCUGCACGAUCAGGAGAUCCUACACCGAGACCUCAAACUGGGGAACCUGUUUGUGAGUGACUCGAUGGAGCUGAAGGUUGGUGAUUUUGGACUGGCUGCCAAACUGGAGCCGGUGAGCAACAGGCGCAAAACGAUUUGCGGUACCCCGAAUUACCUUUCUCCAGAGGUGCUGAACAAGCAAGGCCACGGCUGGGAGUCGGAUAUCUGGGCUCUGGGUUGUGUUAUGUACACUCUGCUCCAGGGCAAACCUCCGUUUGAGACGAAUAACCUAAAGGAGACGUAUCGCUCUAUUAAAGAGGCCCGCUACUCUUUGCCUUCCUCCUUGUCCCUCCAAGCCAGGCAGCUCAUCGCCAGCAUGCUCUCCCGUGACCCAGCAGAUCGCCCGCGGCUCGACGAGAUUGCACAGCACGACUUUCUCUUGCAGGGCUUCAUGCCAGAGACACUGCCCUCCAGUUGCUGUCUCUCUGCUCCAGACUUCCACAUCUCCAGCCCUGCCAAGAGCUUUUUUAGGAAGGCUGCUGCUGCCCUGUUUGGUGGGAAAAGAGACAAAGCCAAGUACUAUGAGAAUCUCAACAAGACCGCCAAAGAAGAAGACGACAUCUACAAACUCUGUCAUGACCUCAAGAUGACCUCUAUCAAUAAGCAGCCUGCUUCACCAUCCCCAGAGGAAAGAGGGACUCCGUCACUUCUGGCCGGAAAGCCUGUUUCCCAGGCAACAGUCACACAGCCUGAAGCCCGAGACACCAUCCUCAUGAUCGUCAGAGGCAGCCUCGGGAGCUACAACAGCAGCAGUGAAUGUCUGGAGGACAGUACGACAGGCUCUGUGGCAGAAGCCAUUGCCAGUGUUUUACGAGGCUGCCUCGAGCACAUGCCCACAGCUGAGAAAUUACCCAAGGCUAGCGGAUGCAGCAGCAUGCAGUGGGUGACAAAGUGGGUGGAUUAUUCCAACAAAUACGGCUUUGGUUAUCAGCUGGCCGACAACACAGUGGGCGUCCUCUUCAAUAGCGGAACGCACAUGAGUCUCCUAGCUGACAAAACGACUGUAUUGCAGCAUGCUGAGAUGGGUCAGUGCGCUGUGAUGUACACAACAGAUGUUCCUGAGAACUGCGUGGGCCAGGUCACAAUUCUCAAGUACUUCGCUCACUACAUGGAAGAAAACCUAAUGGAUGGAGGUGAUAUGGUGAUUGAAACAGAUGCUGAAAAGCCCAGACUUUACUUGCUGCAAUGGCUGAAGUCAGACCGGGCCCUGAUGAUGCUUUUCAAUGAUGGCACAUUCCAGGUGAACUUCUACCACGACCACACCAAACUCAUCCUGUGCACCCAGCAGGACGACUACCUCCUGACGUACAUCAACGAGGAGCGAGCAUCCUCCACUUUCAAACUGAGUGCCCUCCUGAGGGCCGGCUGCACGUCGGAGCUGCGCAGCCGAAUGGAAUAUGCGCUCAACAUGCUCCAGCAGAGAUGCAAAAAAGUGCUGUGAGACUCUUUUGUGUCUCACCGUGUGUGUGUGUGUGUGUGUGUGUGUGUGUGUGUGUGUGUGUGUGUGUGUGUGUGUGUGUGUGUGUGCACGCAAGCACACGGAGAAUCUGUGAACUGAACAGAAGCAAACUGGAACUGUUAAUUAAUGUGGAUGUGUUAAUUAAUGCUGAAAGACUGUUAGAGAAUGUUUAACUGGAUGGAAGUAGGUGCCGUGGCAUGAAGAUAGUGGAGCGUAAAGUGGGCAGGAGAAAUGAAUGUAGCAUUGUGUUUUUAGAAAAUAAGCUUGGAGAUGAGAGACUGGGCUGGAACCAGGGGUUUAAGGAGGAUAACCAGGGAAACUCAGAAGUGAAAGCUGGAUUUAACGCAAAAAAUGUCUGUUGAGACUUUUUUUUUUUUUUGCAUGUCAGAGUGUGAAUGUAUGUGUGAGAUCACUUCAUUUGUUAGGAAAUAGCAAAUAUUUAUUAUGUAAAUAAUUAUUUAUUUACUUUUAUUAAAUAAUUAAACUAAGGUAAUA
Clarias gariepinus (North African catfish) is the source of this 2650-nucleotide messenger RNA. RefSeq names its product polo-like kinase 2b (Drosophila) (gene plk2b). The coding region runs from base 155 to 2137 and encodes 660 amino acids. The record is from RefSeq and is a predicted model, not a curated record. Gene Ontology annotation, molecular function: ATP binding; protein serine/threonine kinase activity; protein binding. Lineage: Eukaryota; Metazoa; Chordata; Actinopteri; Siluriformes; Clariidae. The transcript has 14 exons. Gene Ontology annotation, biological process: mitotic cell cycle; regulation of cytokinesis; protein phosphorylation. Gene Ontology annotation, cellular component: spindle pole; centrosome; cytoplasm.